This is a messenger RNA of Laetiporus sulphureus 93-53, 748 nucleotides long. RefSeq lists its product as uncharacterized. The record is from RefSeq and is a predicted model, not a curated record. The transcript has a single exon. Lineage: Eukaryota; Fungi; Basidiomycota; Agaricomycetes; Polyporales; Laetiporaceae. Bases 207 to 695 code for a protein of 162 amino acids.
AAAAUGGUGAGAUGUCGAGACCACACAGUGAUUUCGCUGGCGUAUGACCCAUAUCCGUGAACGCGCUACCACCGAUGUCGUACUUCAAACGAAUAUCAUCCUUCACGACGACGGCGCUACUCCACACUGCAUACUCCAAGGUACGUCGGCAUCCUCUGUAUCGAGUCGAACUCGUUCACGAUCUCUUUCACUUGCAAGAGUGAAGGAUGAAACCUAUCCAGUCCCACUAUCAUUCGAAAUCCUUGCGGCGUGGACUUCACACUGAUGGAUGCCCGCCGCGCUUUCCAGGCCCCCAGAAGGACGAGAUUACGUUCCUCAGCAAGAACGAACACAUGACGGGUUUGUCCCUCGUUGCCCGACCUUGUAAUAGUGCAUAUUGGUGGUCGAUCCUUCUUCGGCUGUCAGGAGGCUCGUGUGUUGAUCUGAUCAUAUUUAUUGUACUGACAGCCUACAAACAUGCCAUUUUCUUGCUAUAUAUGACUCCAUCAACUAUCAGUGCUCAGUUUGAGGUGUUUCAUGGAGCGUCUUCCCAGACUCGCCCUCCCUCGCACACGCAAACUUUCAAUUCUCUCCCGGAGCGUCAGUUCCUCUUUAAUGGAUCUAGACAUUGUGGGCAUACGCUACGAGUGGGAAUAUCCUUUGCACUUCGAAAACGCCGCGCUGUGUCGUUCAGCGACAUAUCUAUUGCACAGUGAUGCACGAGUAAAACAACCAUUGCUAUGAGUGUGAUCAUGAGUGAUGUGUAGAC